Ahaetulla prasina is the source of this 3049-nucleotide messenger RNA. Its product is annotated as basic salivary proline-rich protein 3-like. The transcript is spliced from 2 exons. The record is from RefSeq and is a predicted model, not a curated record. Lineage: Eukaryota; Metazoa; Chordata; Lepidosauria; Squamata; Colubridae. The coding region runs from base 67 to 861 and encodes 264 amino acids.
GACACAGUCUUCUAAAGUAGGGAGCGGCACUGGAAGCAGAUGUGUUGAUCUUUGGGGUCCUCCAGGAUGAACUGCAAGUCCCAUCCUGGCACGAUGCCACUGCUCUUUGCUUUAAUCCUGAGUUUCCAUUUGCAAGGCAUAGCCUCCAGAUGUGUUGACACAGUCUUUGGGGAAGACCUUCAGCCGCUGCCCCCAGGAGUGGAGAGGUGCUCUUUCCCAAGCGGGAUUCUCAAACCGGACAUCUCACCACCUGGAAUGGGAGGCAACAGCAUUGAAGGGGGAGACUCUCGGAUAGUGGGUGGCAGGCCUUCCGCACCUCGACCUUAUGGAGGAGGCUCUUCUGCACCCCAUUCCCAAGAAGACAACCCCUUUCAGUUUGGCAGGCCAAGUAGACCUUGGCAGCCUGGCAACCCCAUGGGGCCUACCUUUGGAGAUCAUGGUCAGGACGGCGGACCAAGACCAUACGAACCUUGGGGUGCUACACAACAUGAUGGCGGCACUCCUGAAAAGUCACCUUCUGGCUUUAUCAUCAGACACAACACUCCUAAUGGCCACCCACGGCCAGCAUGGAAGGAACCUGGUAUCCCUUACAUCCCAACCCCUAAGGAAUGGGGAGGAACCUAUGUCCCAGCUUCAAAGGCACCCCCUAAGGCUAGGCCCAAUGCACCAUAUGGCACUCCAUAUGGUGGUGGCGCAGGUUCCCAUGCUUCAGGCCAACUCUAUGAUGGGGAAUCCAUUGCAUCUGGCCCAAGGGGGAGAGAUGAUGGCAGUUAUGGCCCCAUACCUGAGGCUUUGCAGCCAUGGGAAGAACAGGGGAGGGGCAAUCAGCCUCCUACAAACCCUUGUGUUCCAAAGUGUUAAGGAAGGGAGGUUAGACUCGACUCUGUGUCCUGGAGAUGGGUUGAAUUGGCCUUGGUUUCCUUUCCAUCAUGUUUGGGCAAAGAACUUUAUGGCAGGGAGAUAAAUACGUGUCAGAAUUGAAUAUGAGCACAGCAGGGCCAGUCUUAAAAACUGAGGACCUGGACCUACAAAUUAAAGGCAUUUCUAAGUUUAUUACUAUGGCUGAUAGACUAUUAUACAUUAGAAAGUUUUAUUUUGGCAUUAAGAGUGCCAAUUAAAAUGUGUAGGACUGUUCCAACCUGAGAACUCUCGAGAAGAUAGCCAUGGCAAUGCAAUGUUAGCUGUAUGGAGUAACUCUCCUAAACAGCAUACUUUUUUCCCAGGGGCCUAUACUAGCUCUACAGCUAAGAGGAUGCAGAUUUCUCAAUCUACUUUGAGAAAGGCUCAGCCAUCUUGGCUGGUGAUGAUCAAGUGGCAAUGCCAACAUUUUGCACAGCUGUCCAACACAGAGUGUUGCUCAGAUUGGAUAAUUGCACAUCCUUCACUUCAUAAACAUGAUCUACAGCAGGACUUUCCCUCCAAAUGUAUUAGCCUACAGUUCCCAUCACUUCCACCCUGGAUAUCCCAUAGCCGACCUGCCUAAGGAUUGAUGGGAAUCACAGUCCAACAGACACGAUUAGCAAAAACUCCUAAGCAAGAGUGUGUGGGUGGCUGAGAGGCAAAUUUCAGAAAUAUGAGGUCCCCCUGAGUUAAUCAAGGAGAGAAGCAACUUAGAACUAAGGAGAAACUUCCUGACAAUUAGAGCAAUUACCGUAAUCGGUGGAACAACUUGCCUCCAGAAGUUGUGAAUGCUCCAACACUGGAAAUUUUUAAGAAGAUGUUGGAUAACCAUUUGUCUGAAGUGGUGUAGGGUUUCCUGCCUAAGCAGGAGGUUGAAGACCUCCAAGGUCCUUCUAACUCUUCUCUUCUCUUCUCUUCUCUUCUCUUCUCUUCUCUUCUAUUCUAUUCCAGAGGUGGGUUUCAGCAGGUUCUGACCAUUUCUGGAGAACCGGUAGUGGAAAUUUUGAGUAGUUCGGAGAACCGGUAAUAAAGAUUUUGAGUGGCCCCGCCCUCAUCUAUUCUCUGCCUCCCAAGUCCCAGCUGAUCAGGAGGAAAUGGGGAUUUUGCAGUAACCUUCCCCUGAAUUGGGGAGGGAAUGGAGAUUUUACUGCCAUGCCCACCAAGCCACGCCCACAGAAUUGGUAGUAAAAAAGUUUAAAACCCACCAUUGUUCUAUUCUAUUCUAUUCUGGAUGUAGGGAAGGAAGACAUCCAGAACUAAGAACUGAUACAAGGAUGUCUUUUGUGUCCUUUGGAGCCAGCUUGCCAACAUGUGAAAACCAACCUUUCUAGCUCUGUCAAUCAGGAGACAGAAGAGGAGGAAGGAAGAGAAGGCACAUGGGACAGUGGUGUCUAGGCUUCACCAAACAGGCCAGGAAAUUUGUGAAAUUAGCUGUACAACAUGUAUGUGACAUACAUUUUCAAGCAGUGAUUCUUCUGUGCUUUCUCUCACAUCUUUUAGUGUUAGGAAUAAUUUUGAAAUGAAACUCCAGAUUACAUGCACCUCCGUCUCUGUCUCCUCUUGGUCAGCUCGUAUAUUUCUUCCAACUUAAUGCCAAUAAAGGAGAAUAUUUGUAGUUCAAGGUUGAAAUUAGGGAUCCUUGGGCAUUCUUUGAGCUUGGUUGUUUUCUUGCAGAUGUUUCAUUACCCAAACUAGGUAACAUCAUCAGUGCUGUUUUGGGUAAUGAAACAUCUGACAGAAAACAGCGAAGUUCAGAGAGCACCAAAAACCUAAUGCCCUACUAAUGUGUUGAGACUAAUACUGCCGCUGGAUUCCACAUCUGAAGAUCAGUAGAUUGGAGGAGGCUAGGUUAGGCGAAACCUGGAUGGCUAUCCUAGCUAUCUGUCAGAAGAAGAGCUGUGCAUUCUGGCUCUAAAAAAAUUGCCUUCCUCCCCUCUGCUUUGUGGUUACAGCAUGCUUAUUGUCACUUAUGGUGCCUCAGCCAAAUCAUUCUCCAUCUCAUUUAGAAGUGGAAUGCAGUGGAAAUUAAUCUCUGCCUAUCACUGUUAAUACCCCUGCCCUUUCUUGUGUUAUAUUGUUAUGCCACUGGAAGCCAAGACUUUUGUAUUCUUGAUGGUCCAAUAUUUGUAUUAAAAUAAUCUAUGCUAUA